AUGUUCAGUUUAUCUGGAGUGAAGUCAUUCCUUAUAAGACAAUGGUUUUUCGUUGUUCUUACAAUUUUCAUUAUUAUAGCUCAUUCAUUUCCUGAUUUUGCUAAACAAGGAGGUAUUGUGCGAUCAGAGUAUACUAUCGGAUAUGGAGCAGUGUCUAUUAUUUUCCUUAUCAGUGGAUUAUCUAUGUCUUCCAAACAAUUAAUUAUCAAUGCAACUAACUGGAGAGCACACUUCACUGUAUUGACAACGUCAUUUUUGAUCACAAGUUCGAUUAUUUUUGGUAUUGCUCUGGUGAUUAAGCUGGUAGAUACUGGCUAUAUUGACGACUGGUUACUAGUUGGUAUGAUUGUAACACACGCUUGUCCAACUACUGUUUCAUCUAAUGUUGUCAUGACCAAAUUAGCAGAUGGAAAUGAUAUUUUAACUUUGUGUGAAGUCUUUAUUGGGAAUAUUCUUGGAGCAUUUGUCACCCCUGCUUUGUUACAAAUAUACAUGACUGGAAUGUGGGAUUUUGGAAAUCCUAGCCACCAACCUGAUGGAGAUUUGAGUAUUCUGCAGUUGUAUAUGAAGACGUUGAAGCAACUCGGUGUUAGUGUAUUUCUCCCAUUGUUUGUUGGUCAAGUGAUACAGAAUGCAUACCCAAAACAUACCAGUUGGUGCUUGACAAAAUUAAAAUUGAGCAAAGUGGGUUCCUUUAUGUUGUUGUUGAUAAUGUUUCAAUCUUUUUCCACCGCAUUUGCCCAAAAUUCAUUUUCCAGUGUCAGCAAUUCUUCAAUUAUAUUUCUUGUGGUGUUCAAUGUUGGAAUCUACUUGUUUUUCACUGCGAUUACAUAUUUGUAUGCACGUCCAUUUUGGAUAAAGAAAUGGUUUUCUGAAGAACCAGAUGAAACUUCAACGAAAUGGUAUCGAAUUGCGUACUCUGUAUUUCGUCCAUUUUAUUAUAAUAGAAGAGAUACAGUGGCUAUAAUGUUGUGUGGACCGGCAAAGACAGCUGCUUUGGGUGUAUCAUUAGCUUCAUCACAGUAUGGUGCAAAGAACCCUAAAUUGGGUAUAAUUCUAGUUCCGUUGGUUCUUUAUCAGACUGAACAGGUCAUAACGGCGAAUGUUUUGGUAGAAUUUAUGAAAAAAUGGGUUCAUGCUGAAGAUAAGUUAGCUAUGGAUGAAGAAAGUGGGGAUAGAGAAAUCGUUGAAGAUAUCACAAGAUCCUCGUCUGGUACAGGUGCAAUCAGGCUUGUUGAUUGA
Molecule: messenger RNA, 1242 nt
Organism: Candida tropicalis MYA-3404
Lineage: Eukaryota; Fungi; Ascomycota; Pichiomycetes; Serinales; Debaryomycetaceae
Product: bile acid:sodium symporter family protein
Exons: 1
Coding region: 1-1242 (413 amino acids)
Cellular component (GO): plasma membrane
Source: RefSeq, a predicted model, not a curated record